Molecule: messenger RNA, 529 nt
Organism: Globicephala melas (long-finned pilot whale)
Lineage: Eukaryota; Metazoa; Chordata; Mammalia; Artiodactyla; Delphinidae
Gene: MARVELD1
Product: MARVEL domain containing 1
Biological process (GO): myelination
Cellular component (GO): membrane
Molecular function (GO): structural constituent of myelin sheath
Source: RefSeq, a predicted model, not a curated record
AUGCUCCCGCCGCCCCCGCGCCAGCCGCCGCCCCAGGCGCGGGCGGCCCGCGGCGCCGUGAGCCUGCAGCGGGCCUUUCUGCGCGGCCCGCUGGGCGUGCUGCGGCUGCUGCAGCUGUUGGCCGGCGCCGCCUUCUGGAUCACCAUCGCCACAAGCAGGUACCAGGGCCCGGUGCACUUCGCGCUCUUCGUGUCCGUGCUCUUCUGGCUGCUGACCCUGGGCCUCUACUUCCUCACGCUGCUGGGCAAGCACGAGCUGGUGCCCGUGCUGGGCUCGCGCUGGCUGGUGGUCAACGUGGCACACGACCUGCUGGCGGCCGCGCUCUACGGCGCCGCGAUGGGCAUCAUGAUCAGCCAGACGCAGAGCCACAGCUACUGCAACCUCAAGGAUUACCAGAUGUCCUGCGCCUACCACGCCUUCCUGGCGGCCGCCGUCUGCGGCGGCCUCUGCCUCGGCCUCUACCUGCUCUCAGCGCUCUACGGCUGCUGCCGCCACUACCAGGGCGAGCAGGAGGUGGCGUGAGGUCGCU